This is a messenger RNA of Exophiala aquamarina CBS 119918, 1482 nucleotides long. RefSeq lists its product as uncharacterized. The transcript has a single exon. The record is from RefSeq and is a predicted model, not a curated record. Lineage: Eukaryota; Fungi; Ascomycota; Eurotiomycetes; Chaetothyriales; Herpotrichiellaceae. Bases 1 to 1482 code for a protein of 493 amino acids. Gene Ontology annotation, molecular function: oxidoreductase activity.
AUGCUCGAGGUAUAUGCCGACCCAUGCACGGUCAACUGCCGCAAGGUACUGGCUGGGCUCGACCUCAUCGGCACGAAGUACAAUUUCAACCACAUCGACUACUUCACCAGCCAGCAAAAGAGCCCCGAGUACAUGAAGAUCAACCCAAACGCCACUGUUCCAUCAGCCGUUGACGGUGACCUGCAGAUCACCGAAUCAAAUGCUAUCCUGCAAUACAUCGCGGACGAUGCUGGUUCCGCAUACCCCAAGGAACCCAAGGAUCGAUGUAAUGUCAAUCGCUGGCUAUUUUGGGAGGCAUCAAAGUGGUUUCCCAGCUGCUACAUCUACCUUGUCGAAUACGUGGUGAAACCACUGCUGAAGGCAGAGCCUGACCAAGCUGUCAUUGACCACGAAGCACCGAACUUCCAUCGGCUUGCUGGAAUCCUCGAUGAUCAGUUGGCAAAGACAAAAUGGCUUGCCGGCGAUAACCUCACGAUUGCCGACAUUUCUAUGGCGGCUCCUAUGCACCUUCAUGAAGCACAGAAACUCCCACUUGACAACCAUCCAAACCUCAAAAAAUGGUUGGGAGAAAUUGAGAAGUUACCUUGCUGGCAGAAAACCCAGGGGGCAGUCGACAAGGCCUUGCUGCCAGGUAGGGUCGCCUCAAAUGGCACCGCUGCUGCCCGUAAAGAUGUCAAAGCUAACUUCAACUACACGAAGGACGUUGAAAAACGUACGGAACUGUACUUCUAUGACUCCGAGGCGGCCAAGGACAUUCACGAGCCUGGCGAUGAUGCGCACGAGAUGGCGGUACAUGAUGGAUGGUAUCGGGCGGAUUCAUUCUCCAUCGACAAAGAGGGGUUCUCGGUUAAAUCGUUCAAAACUGAUUACCAGGAUUGGGAGGAUGAAGAAUCUGUCAAGGAAAACUUCUACCCAGAGAUUGUCGACUUCAUUAAAAAGACCACGGGCGCCAAGCGCGUCCUUGUUUUUGACCAUACUAUUCGCACCAAGGCUAAUGAGAAGAAGAAGUUGACACAGGAGACCAACACUUCCCAAAGGGCUCCAGUGAUGCUGGUCCACUGCGACUACACGGCAGAGUCUGGGCCAAUUCGAGUGAAGCAGCUGUUGGCAGAUGAGGCAGACGAACUAUUGACUCGGCGCGUGGCCUUCCUUAAUGUCUGGAAACCCAUUUAUCGUGUCGUCGAGGAGAGGCCACUUGCAAUGUGUGAUGUCAGCACAUCGCCAUCCGACGAUUUCUUCAAGCUGUACUUGAAUUAUCGCGACCGCGUGGGCGAGAACUAUGUGAUGCGGCAUUCUCCGAAUCAUAAAUGGUGGUAUUUCCCCCAAAUGACUCCGGAGCAAGUCAUCAUCUUGAAGACCUUUGAAUCAGAAACAGACGGCCGUGCUCGCUUUGUUGGUCAUAGUGCUUUCGAUGAUCCUACCUCAGCACCCGACGCGCCUGCCCGAGAGAGUGUGGAGAUUCGCACAAUAGCAUUCUUUUAG